CCACCCUUAGAGGAGAGCUGAGCUCCCCUCCUUUCUCUACUUCCUGAUUUUGGGGGAUAAGUAGGACGCUGACUGAGGGGGAAGAGAGAGCAGAAGAAGCUGACCAUGGAGCUGUUUUGGCUGUUCCUGACUCUUCCUUUUCUGGAGACCUCAGUUUCUAUGCCACAAGGACUGCAGAGGCUUCUUCCACCAACGCAUCUCUCCUGGAGGGCAAGGGCUCAAAUCAUUGGGGGUGAGGAAGCCCCAAAGAAGGAAUGGCCAUGGCAGGUGAGCCUGAGGGAGCAGGAAGAUUAUGAGGAAGAAGUAUUUUGGAAGCAUUUCUGCAGUGGUUCGCUUAUUCACCCCGAGUGGGUAUUGACUGCAGCAUCCUGCUUUUCCAAUGUGGAACCUUCCAGCUAUAGGGUCCAACUAAGGGAGCAACAUCUGUAUUAUGAAGACAAUUUGAUGUCCUUAUCCAAGAUUGUGGUCCAUUCCAACUUCACUUUUGAAAAUGAAGGUUCUGACAUUGCCCUGCUAAAGCUCACGGAGUCUGUCCAGUUUUCCAAUCAAGUCCAGCCCAUCAAGCUUCCUGCUGCCUCGCAGAACUUCUCCAACACAGAGUGCUGGGUGACUGGCUGGGAAAUUCUGUCCCCACCAUUCUCCCUGAAGCAAGUGCAAGUCCCCAUUUUUGAUAAUCAUGACUGUGACCGGCUUUACCACAAGGUUUCUACCACUGCUGAGUCCACAAGGAUAAUUCCUGAGGAUAUGAUAUGUGCUGGUAAAAAAGGACAUGACAUCUGUGAGGGGGAUAUUGGAUCACCUCUUGUGUGUAAGGUUGAAGACUCUUGGCUUCAGGCUGGUGUAGCAAGCUGGGUAGAAAAUUGUGGCGAAAGUUCCAACCGCCCUGGAGUCUACACAAAUAUCUUAAAAUAUUUGGAUUGGAUCCAGAAGAACAUUCAGUGAACUUUGGGUUCAAUUUCUCCUCACUCCCUUCCUAAUCCUGGACUCUGAAUCUACUGUAAAGCCAAACAAAACCUUUUCCAUAUUUCCCUAUUUUUCCUGACCCAUGCUACAUCCUAAAACCUUGGCUUGCAGUUAGAAACCUGAGUUCUAGUUCUUUGCCCUCAUGUUGGUUCCAUGUAUGACCUCAAGAAAAUCCCUUCUUUGGUGUGAUCCCCAUUUUCCUCCUCUAUAAACCAAAUUGUGGGAGGUUUUGGCUCUGACAUUAUAUGAUUUAGUGAGCCUAUUCAACUUGGACAUUGGGGAAUUUUAUUUUUGCAGGGGAGUGAUUUGGAGGACAAGAAAGAAGAAGGGGAAGUUGGUUGGUCUACAUGGCAUUAUAUAUAUCUCAUUAAACUGUCUGCAAAAUCUUUC
This is a messenger RNA of Sarcophilus harrisii (Tasmanian devil), 1353 nucleotides long. Its product is annotated as tryptase. Gene Ontology annotation, biological process: proteolysis. Gene Ontology annotation, molecular function: serine-type endopeptidase activity. The coding region runs from base 106 to 942 and encodes 278 amino acids. The record is from RefSeq and is a predicted model, not a curated record. The transcript is spliced from 6 exons. Lineage: Eukaryota; Metazoa; Chordata; Mammalia; Dasyuromorphia; Dasyuridae.